Acytostelium subglobosum LB1 is the source of this 1581-nucleotide messenger RNA. RefSeq lists its product as hypothetical. Lineage: Eukaryota; Evosea; Eumycetozoa; Acytosteliales; Acytosteliaceae. The coding region runs from base 1 to 1581 and encodes 526 amino acids. The record is from RefSeq and is a predicted model, not a curated record. The transcript is spliced from 4 exons.
AUGGUCGGAACAACAGUCACUACUACUCCAGCAACCAUCGAGCAAUGCAUCCCAUUUAUGGUCAAGGCAUUGACUGAGCUCAAGAAGUUCUCACAGAAGAAGAAUGAUACAGCACUGUUUGAUAGCGAUGUCAGCUCUGUUCAGUUGAGCUUCCUCCCAGCCAAAGCAUACCACCUCGACUCCACUAAGCCUUUGGUCGUCACUCUUCCACAUGCAUCAGAGUCAAAGGUUGACAUCUGUGUCUUUGUCCCAGUUGCAAACAAGGAGGCCAUCGAGCAGAAGCUCGCCGCCGCCAACAUCACCGCCAAGGUGUUGACCAUCAACGAGAUCUUCUCAGAGUACCGUCAGUUUGUUGACAAGCGCAAGCUCAGAGACUCAUACGACCUCUUUGUUGCACACAGCUCACUCUACAACGUCCUCCACAAGGGACUUGGCAAAGUAUUCUUUGGAUCUAGAGCAAAGACACCUUUGGUUAUGGAUCUCACCAUGGACUCGACUAUUGCAAAGUUAAAGAAUGCCAACAGGAUCUCUCAGAUCAAGUUGCUCGGCAAAGAGGGCUUCACUGCUCACGUCGGUGAUAUCUCACUGAGCCCAGCUAAUCUCAAGGCCAACGCUGAGUUUGUUCUCAAGACCGUCGUAUCACACUACGCCGACAACAUCAACAGUUUCAGAUCGAUUGGUGUCAAGACCCAAGAGUCACCCAACUUGCCAAUCUUUAGCCAAUUGAAGGCUGACCAGACAAUGAAGGAGGCUAGCGAGGAGGAGGUCGAGGAGGAGGGGGAGGUUGAGGAACCAAUCAUCACAGAGGAGCAGCCAAAGAAGAAGCUGAAGGCUACCACCCCAGUCAAGGGCAAGAAGGCUGUUGAGGAGCCAGCUGCUGUUGAGCCACCAAAGCCAACUACCCCAAUCAUCAAGAAGAAGGCUGCUGCUACUGCCGCUGCUGUUUCCACCCCAAAGGAGACUACCCCAAAGGCUGUCGAGGCUCCAAAGGAAGCCACACCAAAGAAGUCUGCUCAGACUCCAAAGAAGGGUGCUGCUCCAGUUGAGGAGAAGGUCGUUGAGGCUCCAAAGGAAGCCACCCCAAAGAAGGGUGCUAAGAAGGCUGCUGCCGCUGCUGCCCCAGUUGAGGAGAAGGUUGAGGCUCCAAAGGAAGCCAUCACAAAGAAGGCUGCUCAGACACCAAAGAAGGGUGCUGCUGCUGCUGAGAAGGUUGUUGAGGCCCCAAAGGAGGCUUCACCAAAGAAGCCUGCUGCUGCCAAGAAGGCUGCCCCAGUAGCUGCUGUUGUUGCCCCAGUCGUGGAGGCACCAGCACCAGCCAAGAAGGCUGCUGCCGGAAAGAAGGUUGCCACCGCUGCUGUUGAGACUGCUGAGCAAGUCGCCUCCCCAGCUGCCCCAGCCAAGAAGGCUGUUGUUAAGAAGGCUGUCGCUCCAGCUGCCGCCGAGACCACCACCACCACCGUUACAUCCACCAAGAAAUCAACUCCAACCACCACUACUACCGAUUCAAAGGCAGCUCCAAAGAAGGCUUCUGUCGCCGCUGCUCCAGCCAAAGCUGCCGGAGGUGUCAAGAGAAAGCUCUAA